AUGUUAAAAGUGAACAACUUCUGUGACUUUAUGUCCAAGGAAAGCAAACUGUGUUACAUCAAGGAGAAUUUGGCUUCCCUCGCUCACAGCCCGAACCAAUUAGUGUACAGUGGCACCACGCUCUACUUCAGCUUUGAAUUCGGACAAGGAGAAUACAUUCCUGUAUUACUCAACGUUGAGACUAAAAAGCUAACCGUAUUGCGAGGGAUUAAAGACGCUUUUGCUAUAGCAAAAGAUCCAAAAACAGAGGAAAUUUACUUCGGUGGCAACUAUGGUAUUUAUAAAUACAAUCCCACUUUUAAGAUGCUUAAGAAACUUUUUAUCAACAAUUUGGAUGUAUGGUGGAUACAGGUGAAGAAGAAAUUGUAUUUCAUUAAGUUCCCGAGCCUAAUGCUUUACUAUUACGAAAAUAAGACAAUAAAAACAGUGCAGGCAACAAAGAAUAGUGCAGUUAACCAAUUCGUUUUAGACAGUGACGAUAAUAUGUUCUUUAUAAAUACUACAGGAUUGUAUGGUAUCAAAAAUGGUGAUAACAAAGUGUUAUUUUUGAAGGAUAAACCAAGGUUUUUUGGUAUAGCUGUUGAUAAUACAGGUCACGUUUAUCUUUGUAGCGAAAAUGGUAUCUAUGUUAUAAAUAAAACUGAGCACAAAGUGAAAAGGAUCCUAAACGUGCAAGGGGUUCUGGCAAUGACUUUUGAUGCGAAUAAUCGUCUCAUUUAUUCUGAUUCUCAUGAAAUCGUUCGCCUCACACCGGUAUCCAGGGAUGAAUUUAGCAACGUUGAUAAUAUCUAUUAUGUAUCCUUAUAG
This is a messenger RNA of Bicyclus anynana (squinting bush brown), 807 nucleotides long. Its product is annotated as ommochrome-binding protein-like. The transcript has a single exon. Gene Ontology annotation, molecular function: protein binding. Bases 1 to 807 code for a protein of 268 amino acids. The record is from RefSeq and is a predicted model, not a curated record. NCBI's taxonomy places the organism in Eukaryota, Metazoa, Arthropoda, Insecta, Lepidoptera, Nymphalidae.